Messenger RNA from Cicer arietinum (chickpea), 1862 nucleotides. Its product is annotated as seipin-2. Gene Ontology annotation, cellular component: endoplasmic reticulum membrane. Gene Ontology annotation, biological process: lipid droplet organization; lipid storage. Lineage: Eukaryota; Viridiplantae; Streptophyta; Magnoliopsida; Fabales; Fabaceae. The record is from RefSeq and is a predicted model, not a curated record.
GUUUUCCGAUUUAUUUAUUUUUUUAAAAAUAGCUGUUGUUUCUUUACCAAAACUUAGAAGUCAGAAUCUGAAUGGAAUGGACCCAUUGCCAUCGAUCCAUCAACAUGAAAACGACGACGUUUUCACCGACGCGCUUCACCACUCUUCCGCCGAGGAACCGCCGGAAGCUUCUUCCUCCGCUUCAACGCUUACUGAUUCUAAACCCAUCUUCCCCGAACCCCGUGAUUCGCAUUCCAACCAAUCCUCUCCGGCGACCACACUUCGGCGCCGGUCAAUUCGUCUCGGAAGUAAGCAACCUUCAUAUUCCAGCACCGAUAUUGAUUCGAUUAAUGUCACGAGAAGGAGCUUCAAAAAUCAUCCAAGGUAUAAGAAUCUCAAGCAAGAUGAAAAUUCCACAGCGAAACCCUAUUCGGAUGAACCGCAUCAAGUUAACGCUUUACCAGCUUCGAUUCCCGCCACGGAAGUAAACAACGAGGAAUCUACCGCAACUACAGCUAUGAAUGAUGAUUCAGCUGGCGAUUCCGCUGACUCAGCACUUCGACUUGGUGACUCGAGUUUUCUCGAAUUGAUAGCAGGGUUGGUUAUUAAAGCAUUAGGGUUUCAAAUCAAGUUAAUAUUUAUGUUUAUAACUUAUCCAUUGCAAUUCACAUUUCGUUCUUGUUUGUUUUUCAUGGAUCCUUUUGGGACAACGAAAAUGGGGAAAGAUAUUUUCGUUUUGGUUUUGUGCAAUAUAUGGAGUAUUGUGAUUGGAUAUAUUAAACCCUAUGUUAGGAAAUGGUUUAAGGGGAAUGAAUCAAUUUGGAGUGUAAUGUUUAGGUUUGGAUUGGGAUUUUUGUGGGCAAUUUAUGUUUGUUGUAUGUUGAUUGGUUUGUUAGUUUCGUCGUUUGUGUUUAGUGGGUUUUUGAUGAAGUGUUUUGUGGAGAAACCAAUUCAGAUUAAGGAAAGUUUGAAUUUUGAUUAUACAAAGCUCAGUCCAGUGGCUUAUGUUCCUAUAAUAUCAUGUGAUGGUGUUGUCAGUGGGAAAGAUUCUGGGAAGUUGAUGAUGGGUGAAAGAGUUAUACCUUCUAAACACAAAGUACAAGUUACUGUUUCAUUGAGAGUGCCCGAGUCAGGAUACAACAGAAAUCUUGGGGUUUUUCAGGCUAGGGUGGAUUUUCUGUUGUUUAAUGGUAAAUCUAUUGCAAGCCUGAGUCAACCUUGCAUGUUAAGAUUCAGAAGCGAGCCUAUCCGCCUAAUCAUGACUUUUCUCAAGAUUGCUCCUCUUGUUACUGGCUAUACGUCCGAAACCCAGAUUCUGAAUGUCAAGAUGAUAGGUUUCGUUGAAGGCAAUAUUCCAACUUCGUGCUUAAAAGUGACACUUGAACAACGACCAGAAUAUCAACCUGGUGCUGGCAUUCCUGAAAUAUAUGAUGCAUCUCUUGUUGUUGAGUCCCAACUUCCUUUUCUUAAAAGGAUCAUUUGGCAUUGGAAGAUGAGUAUAUUUAUAUGGAUCACAAUGAUAGCAUUCUUCACAGAAUUGAUUUUUGUUCUAGUGUGUUGUAGGCCUACUAUAAUUCCAAGAACACGGCAUAGGGUUGCAUCUGCUCGCGGUCCUGCAACCUUGAACAGUCUUCAGGCACUAUCACAAAGUCGAGACUUCUGAUUUCCCAGGCUUUGUUGCAAUCAUUGAUGUAAGUUUUUGUCUAACAGUUUAAUAACCUUGCAUGUUCUGAUAUGUAAGUAUAUGUAACCUAUAUUUAUUAUGUUUAGUGUGUAAUCCUAAUGUCUAAUUCUUAUUUUAUCCUUCUCUGUUAAAUUUCAUUUGUAAUCACAAUGUAAAUUUUAAUGCCAUAUAAUGUAUAAUGUCAUUUAUAUUGUAAUAA